This is a messenger RNA of Desarmillaria tabescens, 758 nucleotides long. RefSeq lists its product as uncharacterized. The transcript has 3 exons. The coding region runs from base 160 to 456 and encodes 98 amino acids. Lineage: Eukaryota; Fungi; Basidiomycota; Agaricomycetes; Agaricales; Physalacriaceae. The record is from RefSeq and is a predicted model, not a curated record.
UCAGUAGUGAUGACCUUCCCGAGCGCCUAUAAAACUCAAUUACAACAGUUCUUCGGCGCCUCCGCAGAAUUGCCAUAGGCCUAAUCGGUCUGGGCACCAUAAAAGACGCUUCGACAUGAUCCUGACUCACACGAUCCUUCCCCCGUUAUCCUAGUAAACAUGACCCGUUACACCAUCGAACAGGGUGACAUCGAAAUCGCGUAUGGUACCGACCGUGCGACAGGCUAUUUCCUCGCUGUCGUGGACAAGAGACUUAUGUGGAAGACAAGUGCCGAUGCCGCAAAUGAGGUUGCCAAGAAAAUCGAUGCUGGGGGCAAUGGCUCGUACCUUGAUCUGCACACUGGGGAGUCAGGAUUUGGAUUCCGCGUCAGCAAAGAGGUUAUCGCAGAGUUCAUGCAACGGUAUGGCGUGCCAGAGGAGAAACUGAAACUGGUGAGAGCCGGGAAAGGGAUCUGAAACGAGGAUAUGUUGAGAAUAAACAGAGAAUGUGUAUAUUACUACUAAGAUUUCUUGCGCGACUGGAUAUCUACCAAUGUGAAUGGCUUGUCUUUGUGUCCGCGCAUUGCCCAAUCUUUAACCCACUAUCGAUGCUCACUGCAAGAGAAUUUUUCUGGUGCAGCGUAGCGGCAUCCAGCUCACCUCCUUUUUUCUUGGCUACCGAUUUCUGGGUUCCUGACAGCGUUUAUUCCCUGCAGACAGAUUAGCUCUCCGUAGCGUCUUCUCGUACAUCAGUGUGGGUAUAUCCGUUUCUGAUCAAG